UCGGCCUUCCUUCCUUUCCCUUCACAACUGGUAGACGAAUAGACGAUUGACGAGGAAGAGCUGCACAAGGCAAAAAAAAGCUGCUUUUGUUCCCUGAAAACUGCUUUGAAUUCACAGUCCACACCGUCUCAAGGCUCAUUUUACAGUUUAUAGCCAACCGACUUUUGUUUUGAGAACCAAAAAUCUAGGGUUUGAGGAGUUCUGAGUUUUUUUGGUUUGAAGGUGGUGGUUUGCAGAUCGCGUUGUUUCUUGUUACGUGAAGAUCAAACCUUCGUGUUUAUUACUAAGAUUCACCAAAUGGAUACUAAUGCAAUUAAGGGGAAUACGCUGGCGCUUACAGAUCAUGUGAUUGUUCCUGCCAGUGCAAUUUCAGCAGCAAUAAAAGAACUUAAGGGUGAAGAGAUUGGACAAAAUGACCCCCUAAUCAUCACUCAAGCUUCAUCUUUAAAAGAAUUUCCAAUUGAGCCCUUCUCUAUGGAUCUUGUUGUUUAUAUUUCAAGAACGCUUGAACCUGCUGAUCAGUUGCUUGAGGAGAUAUUCAGAGUGUUGAAACCUGAUGGAAUGAUUGUAGUUCAGAUUUCUCAGCCUGCUGCAGAAAACAAUGAUAAGCCAAGCAGUACAUUAGAACGCAAGUUACUGUUUUCUGGAUUCCUGGAAGCACAAGUUGUUCAAUUGAAACCAUUCCUGCAGCAAGAAGAUAUUCAACCACUUACAAUAAAGGCUAAGAAGCCUUCUUGGAAAAUUGGUUCAUCAUUUUCGAUCAAGAAAGUGACAAAAAGUUUGCCUAAAAUCCAAAUUGAUGAUGAUUUAGAUCUUAUUGAUGAAGAUAGCCUUUUGACAGAAGAUGACCUGAAGAAACCACAACUGCCACCUGUUGGCGACUGUGAAGUUGGAAGCACUAGGAAAGCUUGCAAAAAUUGCACUUGUGGGCGGGCUGAGGCAGAGGAGAAGGUGCAGAAGUUGGGUUUGACUGCAGACCAGAUUAACCCUCAAUCUGCAUGUGGCAAUUGCGGACUAGGUGAUGCAUUCCGGUGCAGUACAUGCCCCUAUAGGGGUCUCCCUCCAUUCGAGUUGGGUGAGAAGGUAUCACUACCUGUGAAUUUUCUGGAUGCUGACAUUUAAACGUUGAGGAACAAGUUAUCGGCAGGAUCAUGUUGUUGAGAUGGUUUCUGAGUGUGUACGUGGUGUCAGAAUCGGUGUAGUGUCUGGUCUCAGUAUAUAUGUAGUUCUGUCAUCAUUUGUCUCAAACUUGAAAGGAUUCAGGAUAAUAACCAAGUUCAAGUACCCUGUGAAGAUUCCUUGAUGCUGUGAUGAGCCACCGAUAUAUUAGGAAGAAGAGAAACCAAAAUUUUAACCGCAGUUUCUGCAUUUUGUGUUGUUUUUUCUAGGCUAACUUCUCAUUUUGUGUUUGCUUGUAAUGGAUUCUUCUUUUAGGGGGGAUUAACUCUCUCUAACCAAAGUUUUUUUUAGUAUGAUCCACUAAGAGGUCACUGCUGGCAUUUCAUGAUGUUUCUUGAAUGUCAAUUAAAAAAAACACUUGCAA
Messenger RNA from Nelumbo nucifera (sacred lotus), 1543 nucleotides. Its product is annotated as anamorsin homolog. The record is from RefSeq and is a predicted model, not a curated record. Gene Ontology annotation, cellular component: cytoplasm. Lineage: Eukaryota; Viridiplantae; Streptophyta; Magnoliopsida; Proteales; Nelumbonaceae. Gene Ontology annotation, molecular function: iron-sulfur cluster binding. Gene Ontology annotation, biological process: iron-sulfur cluster assembly.